This is a messenger RNA of Chanos chanos (milkfish), 486 nucleotides long. RefSeq names its product LIM domain only 3 (gene lmo3). The coding region runs from base 16 to 486 and encodes 156 amino acids. Gene Ontology annotation, cellular component: nucleus. The transcript has 4 exons. Lineage: Eukaryota; Metazoa; Chordata; Actinopteri; Gonorynchiformes; Chanidae. Gene Ontology annotation, biological process: positive regulation of transcription by RNA polymerase II. The record is from RefSeq and is a predicted model, not a curated record. Gene Ontology annotation, molecular function: transcription coactivator activity; DNA-binding transcription factor binding.
GAAGCGGGUCAACAAAUGCAGAAAAGAGACAAAAGUUUCGGUAUACAAAUGCUCUCCGUCCAGCCGGACACCAAGCCAAAGGGCUGUGCCGGCUGCAACCGGAAGAUCAAGGACCGUUACUUGCUGAAGGCGCUGGACAAGUACUGGCACGAAGAUUGCCUGAAGUGUGCCUGCUGUGACUGUAGGCUGGGCGAGGUUGGCUCCACGCUCUACACCAAAGCCAAUCUCAUCCUCUGCCGACGGGACUACCUACGGUUGUUUGGUGUGACAGGGAACUGCGCGGCCUGCAGUAAACUCAUCCCAGCCUUCGAGAUGGUCAUGAGAGCCAAGGAGAAUGUCUAUCACCUGGAUUGCUUUGCGUGUCAGCUUUGUAACCAGAGGUUUUGCGUGGGAGAUAAAUUCUUCCUGAAGAACAACAUGAUCCUCUGCCAGACAGACUAUGAGGAGGGACUGAUGAAGGAGGGCUAUGCACCACAGGUCCGCUGA